Messenger RNA from Trichophyton rubrum CBS 118892, 945 nucleotides. Its product is annotated as diphthine synthase. The transcript has 2 exons. NCBI's taxonomy places the organism in Eukaryota, Fungi, Ascomycota, Eurotiomycetes, Onygenales, Arthrodermataceae. Gene Ontology annotation, molecular function: diphthine synthase activity. The coding region runs from base 1 to 945 and encodes 314 amino acids. Gene Ontology annotation, biological process: protein histidyl modification to diphthamide. The record is from RefSeq and is a predicted model, not a curated record.
AUGCUUUACCUUGUGGGGUUGGGUCUCGCUGAUGAGACUGACAUCACGGUCAAGGGCUUGGAAAUUGUUAAGAAAGCCGAGAGAGUGUACCUCGAAGCGUACACAAGCAUUCUACUCGUUGACACAGCUAAGCUAGAAGAAUUCUAUGGAAGACCGGUGAUAGUAGCCGACCGUGAAAUGGUCGAAUCAAGCAGUGAUGAAAUCCUACAAAAUGCAGACAAAGUAGACGUUGCCUUCCUCGUUGUUGGUGAUCCCUUUGGGUACGUGAACACAUCACACCACACCACUCUUACCUUACGUGUUGGUUCUGGAUUUUCAACUAACGACAUAAUGAUUUCUAUUUAUAGGGCUACCACCCAUACCGACCUUGUCCUACGCGCUCGCGAGCUAGGGAUUGAAAUGAGAAAUAUUCCGAAUGCCUCGAUAAUGUCCGCUAUCGGCUGCACGGGCCUUCAGCUUUAUAGCUUCGGUCAGACCGUUAGCAUGGUAUUUUUUACCGAAACCUGGAAGCCAUCUUCUUACUACGAUCGGAUCAAACAGAAUGCUGAACAUGGCUUGCACACUCUUGUGCUCUUGGAUAUCAAAGUGAAGGAGCAAUCGCUAGAGAAUAUGGCGAGAGGAAGAAAAAUAUAUGAACCUCCAAGAUACAUGACGGUUGCACAAUGUGCCGAGCAAAUGCUUGAGACCGAGGCUGAGAGAAAGGAAGGCAUCUGUGGUCCUGAGAGCUUAGCGAUAGGUGCCGCUCGAGUUGGUGCCGUAGACCAACAACUUGUUGUUGGAACUCUUGAAGAAUUGACGAAGGUUGAUUUAGGAAAGCCCUUGCAUUCGUUGGUUCUUUUAGGCACAAAAACCCACGAACUAGAGCGGGACUAUAUCCGCCGAUUUGCUGUUGACACGGCCACAUUCGACAACAUCUGGAAGAAACAUUAUGAAGCUAAAUCAUAA